UCCCUGGAGGCCGGGCCUCCCAGGACUGGCCCAGGAGCUUCCUGCCUGAGAGAUGUCUCAGGGCUCCUGGGAGACCCCCUGAUGUGGGCAGCCGGGCCGCAGUCCAGCCUCCCGCUGGCCAUGCCCACCGGGCUGCAGGUGGACCGCGUGGGGAACAGCUCCCAGGGCACCUCCCAGCUCUUCCUCACCACGGCGCUGGCCCGCGGCAUCUCGGGCGUCUUCGUGUGGACCGCCCUGGUGCUCACCGGCCACCAGAUCUACCUGCACCUGCGCUCCUGCACCGUCCCCGACGAGCAGCACUACAUCAUCCGCCUGCUUUUCAGUCCCAUCUACGCCUUUGACUCCUGGCUCAGCCUUCUCCUCCUGGGGGGCCACCAGCACUACGUCUACUUUGACUCCGUGCAGGAUUGCUACGAAGCCUUUGUCAUUUACAGCUUCCUGAGCCUCUGUUUCCAGUACCUGGGGGGUGAGAGUGCCAUCAUGGCUGAGAUUUGGGGAAAACCCAUCCGAUCCAGCUGCUUCUAUGGCACCUGCUGCCUUCUAGGCAUGUCCUACUCCAUUGGGUUUCUGCGCUUCUGUAAGCAGGCCACACUGCAGUUCUGCAUUGUGAAGCCCAUCAUGGCCUUGGUCACCAUCAUCCUGCAGGCGUUCGGCAAAUACCACGACGGGGACUUCAACAUCCACAGCGGUUACCUCUACGUCACCCUCAUCUACAACGCCUCCGUGAGCCUGGCCCUCUACGCCUUGUUCCUUUUCUACUUCGCCACCAGGGAGCUCCUGCGGCCCUUUGAGCCUGUCCUCAAGUUCCUCACCAUCAAGGCUGUCAUCUUCCUCUCUUUCUGGCAGGGGAUGCUGCUGGCCAUCCUGGAGGGGUGUGGGGCCAUCCCUGAGGCCCAGGUCACCGAUGAGCGGCGUGCGGCCGGCACGGUGGCCGCCGGCUGCCAGAACCUCAUCACCUGCAUCGAGCUGCUCUGCUCCAUCGCUCUGCGCUGCGCCCUCACCUGCCAGGUGUGCUCAGAGGAGAAGGGGCCGUCACCAGCCCCCACGGCGCCCAUGCAGAGCAUCUCCAGCGGCCUCAAGGAGACCGUGAGCCCGCAGGACAUCGUGCAGGACGCCAUCCACAAUUUCUCGCCCGCCUACCAGCAGUAUACGCAGCAGGCCACACACGAGGCCCCGGGACCCGGCCAGGGCAGGGACCCCUUGCCCAGCACCCACCCUGGCAUAGAUGGUGGCUCCAGCAGGGGCAGGAAGGGCCGCAACAUGGAGAAGAGGAUGCUGAUCCCCGCGGAGGAGCUGUAGGGGCCCCGGGGUCAGCAGUGGCCUGGUGGGGUCAGUGGUCCAGGCCGCUGGGAAAGGACAGGGCCCCUCACCCACCGACCGUCUUGCCAAAGGUCAGGCCUCUCCUAGGAGCCUCCUGCUAGGCCCGUGGAGCCCACUGCCCAUCCCACCUCUGGCCAGUGGAGCAGGUCACUUGGUAGCCCUGCCAGGCGCCCCGGGGCCACACCAUCGCCUGGUGGGCCCUCGGCCUCAGAAGAGGGCACCUGAGCCUAUCUGACAAGCCCAGGGACCUGCCGGGCUCACCUGGCCAUCGGCUCGGGUGGCCUCCCUGGAUGGACAGCUCGCGGGCAGGGCUGGGCAGCCCAGAGCUGCGGGCCUUACAGGCAGGAGGGCUCCACACUGAGUGCAGGAGGCGGGGUGGCCCCGCGGAGGAAGGGCCGGUGUGGCUGCUGGGAGUCUGGGAGGCGCUGGGGCCAGCGGUGGAGGGCUCCGGCUUCCUGGUGAACUGUACUUAUUUAUGCAUAAACAGCCUGGGUUUUC
This is a messenger RNA of Delphinapterus leucas (beluga whale), 1818 nucleotides long. RefSeq names its product transmembrane protein 184A (gene TMEM184A). The record is from RefSeq and is a predicted model, not a curated record. Lineage: Eukaryota; Metazoa; Chordata; Mammalia; Artiodactyla; Monodontidae.